Messenger RNA from Candidozyma haemuli, 693 nucleotides. Its product is annotated as SUR7/PalI family protein. NCBI's taxonomy places the organism in Eukaryota, Fungi, Ascomycota, Pichiomycetes, Serinales, Metschnikowiaceae. The record is from RefSeq and is a predicted model, not a curated record. Gene Ontology annotation, biological process: cortical actin cytoskeleton organization; endocytosis; fungal-type cell wall organization. Gene Ontology annotation, cellular component: membrane raft; cell cortex; plasma membrane. The coding region runs from base 1 to 693 and encodes 230 amino acids. The transcript has a single exon.
AUGCUUCGCCGUUUUGCUACUAUCAUCCCUUUUGUGCUCAUCGCCGGGUCAACGGUGAUGCUUCUCUUCAUCAACCUCAGUGGAGCACUGAACGACCUGACUUUCCUCAAUAAGUUCUACUUCUCCACGGCUGAUGUCGGCUACGAAAGACGCUGGACCAUGUAUGCCAUGUGUACGCCUUUGGGCGACGGCAAGGUUCAGUGUACUAAAAAACUGCCAGCUUACCCAUACGACCCUAGCCGGAACUUGGGUGCAAGCUUUGUACCAGAAGAGUUUGAUAAGAACCAAAAGACAUAUUUCUACUUGUCUAAAAUAGCAUACCUGAUGUUCUUGCUUGCGCUUUUGUGUUCGAUUCUUUCGUUGUUGCCGGUGACUAUUUCGUGCUGUGCAUGUACUGGGUUCCUUACAGGGUUCUUUGCAUCUUUUGUCAUUGGUGGAGCCCUUUUGCUUGAUGUUAUAGCAUGUUCUUUGCAAACAGCUGCUCAUGUUAAGGGUGUAAAUGCGUUUAAGAAAGCUGGCUUUCUGGCGCUGUUGGGUACGCCCAUGUUCGUUUGUAUGUGGUUGAGUGUGGGUACGCUAUUCAUUUCUUGGGUGUGGAUGAUCAAGGUUGGAGUGAAUGGUUUCAACCAGAUCUUCGGCAGCAAGAAGAAGGAGUACGAUAGUGAACUGGACUAUAAGGAACUUCUGGAUUAG